AUGAAGACUCUAGAGGACAAGAAAAGUCUUAAUGUUUUUUGGGCAUCCAAAAAAUACGAGGAGAAGAAGGAUAAUUUGGAAAAAAGAGUGCGAGUUGCCGAAGAGAGGAGUAAGUUGCAUGAUGCUAAACAACACGUGACUGUGAAAAAGUUAAUAUAUAAGCAGGAUAACAAUGUUCGCGAAAAUUUCAAUAUUGAGAUAUUAAAAAAAAGAGAUAGGAUACAAGAUACAGAAAAGGAACAGCCAAUGUUUUCUACUCCAAAAUCUCGUAAGCGAAAAUCAGAAAAUUUAUCAGAAAGUAACGAGAAUUUUAAGAUAUGUCUUCUCGGAUAUAAUCAAUCUGAAAGCGAGCUUGAGGAUGAUAAAAACGAUGAAGAAGAGGAGUCCUCAGAUGAAGAUGAUUUUAUUGAUUUUAGUACAAUUUCAUUCGAUCAAUAUAUGGAAUCAAACAAAGGUGGAGAAAGAUGGAUGUUGAAGAAUGGUGAAAGUGUUAGAGAUGUUCUUAUUCGUAUGACGUCAAAAGCCAUCAAACAAGCCAAGGAGCUACAAUCAAAAGGGAAAAAACUAGAUGCAUCUAUUUUAAGCACUAUCCGGUGGUAUGUAUUCAUGGUUGGUGAGGAAUGGCCAGAUCUUAAAGCAAAGGUGCUAGCAAAGAUAAACAUCAAGCCAAAGAAGUUCGAAGAUGUAAUCAAAAGUGACAUCGACAAAAUAGAGGAACUUUGCGGUGAAUAUAAAUACUGGGAAGCAAGAGAUUUCGUGUAUGAAAAAUUAAAGGGACGCCCAGAUCGAACUGGAACUUUACAACGUCAAAUUAUGAAAAUAUUUAUUUUUUUAUGUAACUACACGCAUUUUUAUGCAGUUAUAUUCACAACGCCUGCCGAACUGAUUUUUAAUAUUAUAAUUAGCAUAGAGAUGUUUUUGGUAGAUCCCUAUGUUUUUGUAGAUAGAGAAGGUAAUAAACAAAAUUUAACGGAAAUUGAAUUUAUACUCAAAGUUGCGGGUCCAACAAUGGAUAUAAUAUUUUCCGACAUUCAACACCUUGUUCAGCUCAAGUGGGGAGAAACAGUUUCAAAAGCAACAACAGUUGGAAGAAAAAUCGAUUUACAAAUUAUAUAUCGAGGAAAAAGUCAAGGAAAAGAUGUGGAGCUCAGUCAUUCUGAGUGCGCACGUAGAACAAAUCCUACCAAGAUUAUCAAUGAUCGUAGUAAAUGUUUGAGAACCAACAAAUCUGUUCUUGAUAACUAUCUUUCACAUGAUCUAUCCGAUGAAAUAAUCGAAAAUUCUGCAGUCAUUGGGUUGCAAUUAGCAGCUUUAUAUGGUCAAAUAAUUGGUGUCGAUUUAUUAGAUGAGGGAUUGUAUUUCGGGUUUGAAGGGCCACUAUUAAGGUUUCCUAUACAAAUUAAUGAUAUUACUGUUCUGAAGAAAAAUUUGGAAGCAUUAUAUUUCUUUAAGAUAAGAGACAGGAUUUUUGGUGAAAGUAUUGUUCACAAGGCUGAAGCACUAUCGUGUCUUAAUAAGGAUUCAGAUCCAUUCAGCAAUACUUUUCACACUGAAAGAAUUUCGAAGCCUCAUCACCGUAAAGCGGAUUUUAUUAGAUCAACUUAUUUUACUCCACAAAAUAACAAAAGAAAUGAAAUCAAACUGUUGUCAUCCAAUGAAUAG
This is a messenger RNA of Acaulospora morrowiae, 1662 nucleotides long. The record is from the annotation of a GenBank genome assembly. Lineage: Eukaryota; Fungi; Glomeromycota; Glomeromycetes; Diversisporales; Acaulosporaceae.